Messenger RNA from Limanda limanda (common dab), 1693 nucleotides. RefSeq names its product transcription factor 7 (gene tcf7). The transcript has 12 exons. Gene Ontology annotation, molecular function: DNA-binding transcription factor activity, RNA polymerase II-specific; RNA polymerase II cis-regulatory region sequence-specific DNA binding. Bases 365 to 1630 code for a protein of 421 amino acids. Gene Ontology annotation, biological process: canonical Wnt signaling pathway; regulation of transcription by RNA polymerase II. The record is from RefSeq and is a predicted model, not a curated record. Lineage: Eukaryota; Metazoa; Chordata; Actinopteri; Pleuronectiformes; Pleuronectidae. Gene Ontology annotation, cellular component: beta-catenin-TCF complex.
GUCUCAGCCGGGCUCAGUGAGCAGUUUGCUGUAGCAGGGACACACCAGUCCACCAGCAGGGACACACCAGUCCACCAGCAGGGACACACCGGGACACACCAGUCCAACAGCAGGGACACACCGGGACCCAGCAGUCCUCACACCAGCCCGGGGACGCCACAUCGCAACUUUCCUCCAUGUACGUGGAGACACUUUCUGCACUUUGGAGGACAACCCCACGCUCGCCGAGGAGGAGAUUUCAACCCAGAAGUCCUUUGAUUUAGUUCCCCCCCUACACUUUUCUUCUCCCUUGUUACGCGUAUUUUCUUUUGGUUCUUUUUUUGCAACGAGCCACUGAGCGAGGGUUAGGGGGACAGACAGAGACAUGCCUCAGCUGAGCAGCGGCGGCGGGGACGACCUGGGAGCGAACGACGAGAUGAUCGCGUUCAAAGACGAAGGGGAGCAGGAGGAGAAGAUCCAGGAGAACGCGUUCACCGAGCGGGACCUGGCCGACCUCAAGUCCUCCCUGGUGAACGAGUCCGAGACCAGCCAGAGCCCCAGCGCGGCGGCGGGCAGACGGGGACAGCAGCCGGGCGAGCAGCGGGGCUUCGCGGACAAACACCGGGAGCAUCACGACGGAGUGUCGAAGCACCAAGAUGGAGGCAUGUACAAGACGCCAGCGUAUGCCGGCUAUCCCUUCCUCAUGCUGCCGGACCCCUACCUCCCCAACAGCUCAGUUUCUCCAUCUUCCAACAAAGUGUCGGUGGUGCAGCAGUCACACGGGAUGCACCCCCUGUCGUCCCUCCUGCCCUACAGCAACGACCACUUCAGCCCGAGUUCUCCACACCUGCCCACAGACAUGAGCCAGAAGACAGGCGUUCACAGGCACCAGUCCCAGGACCUCUCAGGGUACUACUCCCUCCCUCCAGGCGGUGUCGGACAGAUAUCUCCCUCCAUGGGCUGGCAGAGCCAGCCAGUCUAUCCUGCCCUGACCCCCUGUGGAUUCAGGCAACCCUCCUACUCCAACCUCCCCGGCGCCUCCUCCUACUCCAGGUACCGUAGCCGGUGGGUCGGACCUGAGCCGAGAGAGAAAAAGUUCCAACACCCUCUGAUGCUGGGCCAUUCAGGCAUGCAUCCAACAGGAAUCCCCCAUCCAGCCAUAGUGCCCCCUUCAGGCAAACAGGAGCACGACCAGUAUGACAGGGGCAUGUAUGUGAAGCAGCACAUGGAGCCCAAGCGGGAGAAGGAGCCCAAGAAGCCGGUCAUCAAGAAACCGCUGAACGCCUUCAUGCUAUACAUGAAGGAGAUGAGGGCAAAGGUCAUCGCUGAGUGCACGUUAAAGGAGAGCGCCGCCAUCAACCAGAUUCUGGGGCGGAGGUGGCACGCACUGACCCGAGAGGAGCAAGCAAAGUACUAUGAGUUGGCGAGGAAGGAGAGACAACUCCACAUGCAGCUCUACCCGACCUGGUCCGCCAGAGACAACUACGAGGCGGGCCUUAGCGGGGUCGCAGGGGAAAAGAGUAAAGCUGAUUGGGGCAAGAAGAAGAGGAGAAAAAGGGAGAAGCAGCAGGACCCCAACACAGGAGGAAAAAGAAGUGCAUUCGCUACCUUCAAGGAGGAGGCUGCCCCAGCCCAACUUCUUCAGAUUUAAGUGCCAUAGACUCUCCCCCCUCCUCCUCCCCCUCCCGACAUCCGCUCUACCAGCACCAGCGUC